GAGGGUUUGAAGCUGCACCGCGAGGGAGCGAGGCCGCAGUGGCAGCGGCGGGCGCUCGGACCCCGGCUGCCCCGCCGCGCCCGCCGGCGUCCGGCGCUCCCCGUCCCGGCAUGGCAGCCCCCGUGGGCCGGCGCGGCUCAGGUGAGGGCGCGCGGCCCCGCGGGUCUCCGAACGCGGGCAGCGGGCGGGCGGCCAGCUUCCCCGACCUGGGGCGGCUGAGCUCCCGGUUUCCCUUGCCUAAACUCCGGUGCUGACCUCUCAGCUUCCCGGGAGUGGAGAUAAGGACAGAUGGCUCCUAGAACCUGGGCCACAGAGACGGAGCGCCUCCUGACACCCAGUCCUGGGUAUGGCACCCGGGCCGGGGCUUCCCCGGUCCCUCCGGAAGAGGAGGACCUGCGUCGCCGCCUCAAAUACUUUUUCAUGAGUCCCUGUGACAAAUUCCGGGCCAAGGGUCGCAAGCCCUUCAAGCUGAUGCUGCAAGUCGUGAAGAUCUUGGUGGUCACUGUGCAGCUCAUCCUGUUCGGGCUCAGCAACCAGCUGGCAGUGACCUUCCGGGAGGAGAACACCAUUGCCUUCCGGCACCUCUUCCUCCUGGGCUACUCUGAUGGGGCGGAUGAUACCUUCGCCGCCUACACGCGGGAGCAGCUCUACCAGGCCAUCUUCCACACCGUGGACCAGUACCUGAUGCUCCCCGAUGUGUCGCUGGGCCGGUAUGCCUACGUGCGGGGCGGAGGUGGCCCCUGGGCCAAUGGCUCGGCCCUGGCCCUCUGCCAGCACUACUACCACCGCGGCCACGUGGACCCGGCCAACGACACCUUUGACAUUGAUCCGCUGGUUGUCACUGACUGCAUCCGGGUGGACCCCCCUGAGAGACCCCUUGUGCCCCCCAGUGAUGAUCUCUCCCUCUCGGACGGCAGCGCCAGUUACAAGAACCUCACGCUCAAAUUCCACAAGCUGAUCAACGUCACCAUCCACUUCCAGCUGAAGACCAUCAACCUCCAGAGCCUGAUCAACAACGAAAUUCCAGACUGCUACACCUUCAGUGUCCUGAUCACUUUUGACAAUAAGGCGCACAGCGGCCGUAUCCCCAUCAGCCUGGAGACCCAGGCCCACAUCCAGGAGUGUAAGCACCCCAGCGUCUUCAGGCACGGAGACAACAGCUUCCGGCUCCUGUUUGACGUGGUCGUGAUCCUCACCUGCUCCUUCUCCUUCCUGCUGUGUGCCCGCUCGCUGCUCCGUGGCUUUCUGCUGCAGAACGAGUUUGUUGGGUUCAUGUGGCGGCAGCGGGGACGGGUCAUCAGCCUGUGGGAGCGGCUGGAAUUUGUCAACGGCUGGUACAUCCUGCUGGUCACCAGCGAUGUGCUCACUAUCUCAGGUACCAUCAUGAAGAUUGGCAUCGAAGCCAAGAACCUGGCAAGCUACGAUGUCUGCAGCAUCCUCCUGGGCACCUCCACCUUGCUCGUCUGGGUCGGCGUCAUCCGCUAUCUGACCUUCUUCCAUAAGUACAACAUUCUCAUUGCCACGCUGCGGGUGGCCCUGCCCAGCGUCAUGCGUUUCUGCUGCUGUGUGGCUGUCAUCUACUUGGGCUAUUGCUUCUGUGGCUGGAUCGUGUUGGGGCCCUACCACGUGAAGUUUCGCUCGCUGUCCAUGGUGUCCGAGUGCCUGUUCUCGCUCAUCAACGGGGACGACAUGUUCGUGACGUUCGCCGCGAUGCAGGCCCAGCAGGGCCGCAGCAGCCUCGUCUGGCUGUUUUCCCAGCUCUACCUCUACUCCUUCAUCAGCCUCUUCAUCUACAUGGUGCUGAGCCUUUUCAUCGCGCUCAUCACUGGUGCCUACGACACCAUCAAGCACCCCGGAGGUGCUGGCGCGGAGGAGAGCGAGCUCCAGGCCUACAUCGCGCAGUGCCAGGACAGCCCCACCUCCGGCAAGUUCCGUCGAGGGAGCGGCUCGGCCUGCAGCCUCCUCUGCUGCUGCGGCAGGGACGCCUCGGAGGAGCAUUCGCUGCUGGUGAAUUGAUUCGGACCCGCUGCUGCUAUUGGACAUUAGCCCUCCGACUGCGGAGACUCACGCUUAUUUAUUUUUAGG
Leopardus geoffroyi (Geoffroy's cat) is the source of this 2085-nucleotide messenger RNA. It is a transcript of the gene MCOLN1, whose product is annotated as mucolipin TRP cation channel 1. Gene Ontology annotation, molecular function: NAADP-sensitive calcium-release channel activity. Bases 289 to 2016 code for a protein of 575 amino acids. Gene Ontology annotation, cellular component: lysosomal membrane; plasma membrane. The record is from RefSeq and is a predicted model, not a curated record. NCBI's taxonomy places the organism in Eukaryota, Metazoa, Chordata, Mammalia, Carnivora, Felidae. The transcript has 14 exons.